Molecule: messenger RNA, 1314 nt
Organism: Lachancea mirantina
Lineage: Eukaryota; Fungi; Ascomycota; Saccharomycetes; Saccharomycetales; Saccharomycetaceae
Source: the annotation of a GenBank genome assembly
AUGGGUAAAACGUACCUUCUAUUCAUGGUGCAAGUGCACCUCAAUUUCAGACGGGCGGAAUUAGAGUCCUUGGCGGAUUUGUUCGGGGUCGAAGUGGGUAAUUGGGAUCAAUAUGACGAGAACUCACCAUUUCUUAAAGUAGAACUGGCAAACGAUGAGCAGGCUCGGGCCUGGAUACGAAGAUCAGUUUUAACUAGGGCAAUAUACGAAUUUUGGGGCGAAGGUGAGUGUUAUUCGAAGCUGCAUGAAAACGUUCAAGGCAAUGUCUCUUUCGACGCCUAUAAGUUGGCUUACAGAAACGGCAGCUUUAAAUUUGAAUUCGAUAGCUUUGGUGGGAGCUCCUCUGGUAAAUUGGAUCGCGUUGCGUGCAUUGAGUCAUUCAGGUACCUUGACUUUCAAGGCAAGAUUCGACUGCGGAAUCCCGACCAAGUUUUUACUGUCAUUGAAGAAUACGAGCCAAUUAACGACAAUGUUGCAGGUGAAGUCCCGAAAAGAAUCUUUUUUGGUCGACUGAUUCAAGAGAGUGAUCGUUUGCGAGGAGCUCUUGAAAAAUAUGACCUGAAAAAAAGACCUUACAAAGGCACUACCAGUUUCGAAGCCGAACUAUCGCUUGUAAGCGCCAAUAUUGCGCAAGUGCAACCUGGUUCCAUCAUGUACGACCCCUUUGCAGGUACUGGUUCCUUCUUAGUGGCUGGCGGGCACUUCGGUGCUAUGGUACUGGGCUCUGAUAUCGAUGGGAGAAUGAUUAGAGGGAAAGGCUCACAAACCAUUAAAGCCAAUUUCAAAAAAUAUGGAGAGUCAUUGCAAUUUUUGGAUGUCUUGACCAUGGAUUUUACUCACAAUUCUCUAAGGAAAAAUCUGACGCUCGAUACCAUCUUAUGUGAUCCGCCGUAUGGCAUAAGAGAGAGUAUCAAGGUUUUGGGUGCCCGAGAUCCAGAGCGAUUCGCUGGUAAAGAAAAUGUCGAAAUCGACGGCCAAAAGGCUUAUUUGAGUCGCGAUUAUAUCCCUACCAAGAGACCUUACUCUCUAGACGCGCUUCUUGACGAUUUAUUACAAUUUGCAUCUGAACGUCUUCCGCUAAAUGGAAGGCUUGCAUUCUGGAUGCCAGUGGCCAAUGACGAAAACAUUCAAACCGUUAUUCCCUUGCAUGCAAACCUUGAGCUAAAAUACAAUUGUGUUCAGGAAUUUAACAAAUGGUCUCGAAGACUUCUUGUCUAUGUAAAUAGGGGACCAGCGUACAAUGGUCCCACAAACGCGGGCCACGAGCGAUCCCAAACGACAUUUAGAGAUCGCUACUUUAGCGGCUUCAACUGA